Molecule: messenger RNA, 2637 nt
Organism: Prosopis cineraria
Lineage: Eukaryota; Viridiplantae; Streptophyta; Magnoliopsida; Fabales; Fabaceae
Product: amino acid transporter ANT1-like
Exons: 5
Coding region: 239-1510 (423 amino acids)
Biological process (GO): amino acid transmembrane transport
Cellular component (GO): vacuolar membrane
Molecular function (GO): amino acid transmembrane transporter activity
Source: RefSeq, a predicted model, not a curated record
AUGGAAAGCGAGACUAAGAAUGUCUUAUCUCCUUCAUUCUGUGUUAUGAAUUGUCAUCUCAUGAACGAAAACUCCUCAAGAUUCAAGCAGCGACUCGGCAGGAUGGCGGCACAUAAUGGCGGUAACUUGUAAUUUCCGUGCCAACAAAAGACCAGAAUCAACGUUUACCAGAGAAGAGUUAGGUAUUCAUAGCAGAUCGGCGAGCGGUCGUUAACUCGUGACUGAGGAUCAGAAGGCGAUGGAGCAAGACACAAAAAGCUACGCAACCCCUCUGCUGGAAUCGCCUCUUUCUGGAACAACUUCAAAGCUUCAAACCCUGGGAAAUAUCAUAGUCUCUAUAGUUGGUACCGGUGUACUGGGAUUGCCUUUUGCUUUUCGGAUCGCUGGUUGGCUUGCUGGUUCACUGGGAGUUUCUAUCGUUGGCAUGACCACCUACUAUUGCAUGCUCCUUCUUGUUUUGUGCAGAGAGAAGUUGGCAGCAGAUGGAUCAUCAGUCGAAGCAAAAACGUAUGGGGAUCUGGGUUAUAAGAGCUUUGGAUCCAUUGGUCGUUAUCUGUCAGAAUUUCUUAUCUUGGUAGCACAGAGUGGAGGUUCCGUUGCAUAUUUGGUAUUCAUUGGCCAAAACCUCCAAUCUAUUUUCCUAAACCAGGGUCUCGCAUUCACAUCCUAUAUAUUUUUAUUAGUGCCAGUUGAAAUUGGAUUAUCAUGGAUAGGGAGCUUAUCUGCUUUAGCACCAUUUAGCAUUUUUGCUGAUAUUUGCAAUGUCCUAGCGAUGGGAAUUGUGGCGAAGGAAGAUAUACAGCAAGCAUUAAGGGGUGAAUUCUCAUUUGAGCAGAGAACCGCAAUCACAUCCAAUUUAGGUGGACUGCCUUUUGCAGGAGGCAUGGCAGUCUUUUGUUUUGAAGGGUUUGGGAUGACAUUGGCCUUGGAGAAUUCGAUGCAGGACAGAGCUAAGUUCCCAAGAUUGCUGGCUCAGACCUUUGGUGGGAUAACACUUGUGUACAUUCUUUUUGGGUUUUUUGGUUACAUGGCUUAUGGUGAUGAAACUAGAGAUAUCGUGACCCUCAAUCUCCCCAGGAAUUGGUCAUCUACGGUAGUACAGAUAGGAUUAUGCUUGGGGCUGGUGUUCACAUUCCCAAUCAUGGUUCACCCUAUUAAUGAAAUUGUGGAGGGAAAGCUGAAAAGGCUCAAAUGGUUUUACAGGCCUUGCCACUGGGACAAUAAUGAUUCAACAACCAGAUUAGGAAAGACUUGGAUCUAUAUAAGUCGAGCAAUUGUGGUGGUUGUGCUGGCAAUCUUGGCCUCAUGCGUGCCAGCUUUUGGCGUAUUUGCCUCAUUUGUGGGGAGUACUGUGUGUGCAUUGAUCUCAUUUGUUUUGCCAGCCACAUUUCACCUAAAGCUAUUUGGUUCUUCUCUACAUCUUUGGCAGAAAGCCUUGGAUUUUAUUGUACUGUUCUGUGGUUUAUUUUUUGCUGUUUAUGGCACAUACAAUACCAUAGUUGGAGUUUAAAUGCUUCUGAACCUGCAUCCUACUCAGUAAAAGCCUUUCUAGAAAACAAAUCGGUAUUUUUCAUGUAAUACAACAAAUGUUUACUGUGAAUAUAUCAUGCAGACUGCACAAGAUGCUGUUCCCCCCCCCCCCCCCCUUCAUUGUUGCCUGAGCUUUCCCAAUUUGGUUAAUUAAGUUAUACGGAACCGUGAUUUUCCGCAACCUCAAAUUUGGAUUACAUCAGCUUCCUCUUGUCAGUGAUGAGCCCCAAAACUUGUCUAUUGCUUCUUUGCAUUUGUCAGGUCGUUAAACAUUGAUUUCUGAGAACUUGAUCCUUUAUAUCAGUUACAGGUUUGGUCAGUUAGAGUACUUACCUUCCCUGUGGUCCAGGACCGACAAGCUUGUCGCUUUAAUCUUUUGAAUUUGUGGCCUUGGCCUGCACAACAUAUCGAGCUACAGAACUGACUUGAGUGCCAGCUGCUACCUUGUCGUGGGUGCUAGAUGGCCGAUACUUAUUUCUGGCCUUGGCCUGCACAACAUAUCGAGCUACAGAACUGACUUGAGUGCCAGCUGCUACCUUGUUAUUGCAUAUAGGGGCAAAUCGGCAAUGACAACCAAGCGCCUCUUAACAAGGUUCAUGUGUAUAAACUGCGCAAUAGUGAUGUCUUGUGGGUCUAUAGGCGCUAUCGCAACAUUGAAGUGUGCACCCCCCUACAGGUAGAUCUAGGUGCUAUGAUUAAUGGCCUAAACUGGACGUGGAAGCAGGGUUUCAAAAGGACUAUUUGCUAGUCGUGUCUCUUUUGUCAUAGGAUAUGACUUCUGUAAACGCCAACAGUUCUUGCUUGGGCAGACCCGUUCCCUUAUGCAAAGAGGGUAGCAAGUUGAGAUUGAUCACUUCUAUCAAGAAGGAAAUAAAUGCCCUAAUUUUCUAGCUUCCUUUGCCAUAUCUCCAUGGAUAUGGGUGUGCAUGACCUAUACCAUUCACCAGACAAUUUAUCAAAACUCUUACAAGAUCACGCUCUAGGCGUAGGCUAGAUUCACUUUUUUAAUAACAGAUCCUAGUUGGUCUUCUCCAUUCCUUAACAAAAUGUGUGUGUGUGUGUGUAAAUAUAUGGUUCAUAUCAAUUUAAGAUUUUUUUUUUUGUUAA